CAAGCAGCAGACCUAAUGGUCAUGGCGGCACCAGAACUGGUGGACGGAAGAGACGAAGAUGGCUUUACUCCUCUACAUCUAGCUGUGAUUGCUGGAAACAUGCAGUUGGUUACGUUUCUUUUGGCCAAUGGUGCUGACGUGAAUGCUGUUGAUAAUGAGAAGCACACUGUUGUCCAUUGGGCCGCAGUAUGUGGAGAAACAGCAGCACUACGAGCAGUACUAGCAGCUGGGGCCCACGUUUCGACACCCGACGUUCAUGGUGGCUAUCCAUUGCAUUAUGCUGCUCAGAUGUGUGGUGGAGAAAGAGAUUCAAACCUCGGCUUGCAAGUUCUCCAAACUCUCCUUCAACAUCCAGAAAUUAAAGUAUCGGUCACAGACGUGGACAAGAGAGAACCCUUACUCUGGGCUGCCAGUGCUGGUUCUGCUAAAGCGGUGCUGGCUCUAAUUCGAGCUGGAGCUACUGUUGAAGCGGCUGAUAAAGACGGUUUAACAGCUUUGCAUUGCGCAGCUUCCAGAGGACACACGGACUGUAUGGAUACUUUGUUGACUUUAUGCGGGGCUUCCGUCGAUAUUAUAGAUACGAAUGGAUGUACAGCUUUACACUAUGCUGUUACUCUUGGGCACGCUGAUGCCACCGCUUUAUUGUUAGCCCACGGGGCUGAUCCCAAUAGACAAGAUAGAAAAGGAAGAAGUCCAGCCCACUGUGGAUGUGCCAAGGGUCAGUUCGAGACAGUUAAACUGAUAGGUUCACAUGGAGCGAACUUAUGGCUUAGAAACGCUCGAGGUGACUUUCCUCUACACGAUGCAGCUGCGUCUGGUAGAAGAGAGUUGGUGAGGUGGCUCUUGGAGAUAAGACCCAGUCAAGUAAACGCAAGAAACAAUGAUGGUCGAUGUUCUCUACAUAUGGCUGCACUGAACGAUAACGCAGACAUGUGCAAAAUUUUGCUGGAUGCCGGUGCCCAAAUCAACCCAGUUCUACGAACUUCCAAAAACGUUUUUAUGACACCCCUAGACUGCGCCCUACAACGAGGUUACAGAUCAACUGCCAAAUAUCUACAGCUUCAUGGAGGAGUACCAGCGAGCAGACUUAGCGAUCCCACUAAAUCACAAGUGAAUAGUGCGUUAAACCUGCAAAUUAGGGACGAUGUUACUUUUUAUGGUGAUACCUCAUCUGAAAGUGAAAGGGAACGAGCUGGUGGUAGUAAAACUGAAGCUAAGACAGUUAGAAAAAGGGUUCCUCAUAGUAGGCAGGAAAAGAAAAAAGUAUCUGUAUCUGGAAGUGAGUCAGAAAAAGCAAAACUUUCACGACAAAAGUCUACCGAUAAACCAGCUACCUCAAAAAGUGAAGACCGAAAAAGAACACCUAGUAGAAUAGACUAUAGCAACGAGAUUACCAUUAAUGGAAAAACUGAAGUAAACAUUUCUCAAAGUGGAGAAAUUGUUUUGGAUAAAGAAUCAGUUCAAACGCAAACAUCCGCUAAAUUUGCAGAAAAGGAUCGAAGACCUAGAAGCGCUAAGUAUAGUAGACUUCGAGAUAAAUCUGCCCAAUCAUCAUUAAAUAAAGAAACCAUGAUCAGUAUAUCAAGUCAAGCCAGUGUUUCUAAAAUAGAUCAUAGUACGAGCACCUCUGAAGAAGGAAUUGAUACUGCAAAAGAAGGUAAAAAAACAGUGGCUCAAACUGAAUCUUCGCCACCCGAAAAAGAUAACUCUGAAGAGCAAAAACAAUUAUCAGGUCCAACGCAAGAUCGACAUUCGUUGAUGUCAUAUACGAGUGAAGAUGUGGAAGAACCGAAAAAGGAAAUAAUUGUUGAAGCUUCUGUACAUCCACAACCUCAAGUCUCGUCACAAGCAGAAAAAGAAGCACCACAGCCAAUUACUCAAAUAACUUCCAAUGUUAGCAUUUUAGUAGAAACUCCAAGAAAAGAUACUGAUAUUGAAAUAGCAAAAAUGGAAGAAAAAAUUGUAGAUACGACUGAACAGGAGGAAAAGAAAGAAGUUAGCGAACAAGUUGAAAAGUCGGAUGUUACUCCGAUAGAUAGUGAACAAAAAGAAGGGACAGGCAUAAAAAACAAAGAUUUGGAAUUACCACAAGAAAUCGAGGUAACCCAAAGUAUUAUAAAGAUAGAAGAUGAAUCUCAACCACCUUCUGGAGAUUUUGCACCACAAGUAGACGAAACCGAGGGUGGCAGUCAACAAAUUAGUAAAACAGCUGAAGGUGAUACAGAUAUUAAUAAAAAUGCAGCUCAAAAUGGCCAAACAGAUCUUCCAUUACAAGUAGUACCUGAUCAGACAGGUAUUCAAGGCUCAAGUAAACAAGAAAAACAAGAAGUAAUAUCAACAGAUGCACUUGAAACUGUUCACGAAAAAGAAUCAACUGAGAUUGAAAAACAAAUUAAAGUUAACGAACAGACAUUUCCAGUAAAUAAAUUAGAUGAAACCGUACCACAGCCUAGUGAAUCAGAUGAAAUACAUGCUUCCUCAGAGCAGAAAGAUAUUCUAAAAGAAUCUAAGAAGAAACAUGACGAGCAUGCCUCUAAACCUGAAGAAACAAGUUUGGAAAAGAACGGAAAAACAGAUCAAAAGAAAAAACUUAAAGAUAAAACUGUUACUGAAGUUAAAGCUAGGAGUAGAAAAAUUGAGAAGAGUGAAACUCAAUCUAAAGUACCUAAACCAAGAAAACACAAACAAGAAGAAGAUAGUAAGCAUUUAAGUGAUGUGUCAAGCUAUUCAGAAGAUGAGGAAUUUCCUGAGAGAUCUCAUAAAAGUUUUCGAAUUUUAACUGACAAAGAAUUGGAUGAAAUAGAUGAUACUAAAAGACGAAAGCCUAGACCCAAAAGAGAUCUCUCUGUAGAGGAACCUAGAUCCAAGUCUCUUGAAAAUAAAGCUAAAAAAGAUAUGACAAAGCGAAGCAAAAUUCCGUUGUUUAAGAGUAAUCUAUCUAAAAGUGAUAGGCAUUUGAAUCAAUCUUAUAGAGAAACUAAUUUAGACACUCGAAUUCCAUCAUUACCAAACAUCAGAGACGAACGUCAUAUGAUGAGGGAGCCAAUGAGAUGUGAUUCUAACAUGUCAGCUCCCUUGCUUACUUCUAUGUUGAGUGAUAAAGACAGAGACAGUAUUUCCGAUUUAGAAGACGAAAAGCGGAAUAUUACUAAAAGCAAGAGAUUUGUAAAAAGGCGAUCAAAAACACGAGAGGCUCGAAGUGCUGGAAGUGAUUACGAAAGCAGCAACUUGAUAGACUCAGGAUUUGAACCUAGCCCAAGAAGUACUAGAGUACCAAAAUGGAAGAAUAUGACAGAGAGAGGUGUCAAUAUGAUUUCGGUCACGCAGAAUAUUCAAACUAAUAUUAGAAGAUAUCACCUGGAAAGGAAGAUAUUCCAACAACUUCUAGAGCUAAAGCGUCACCAAAUACGAGCUGGCCAACACAACGAAGCUGUUCUCGUUAAAAGAGCUAUCGAUGCGUACCACAAAUCCUGCGCAUCCACGGUUGGUGUGGGUCGAUAUAUUACUGAAGACUAUACGUUCAAGAGUUUUGAGAAGUUUCUGUACGAAGCAUUGAGGAAGUUGCAACGAAAUGGUGCUGAAUAUAUGAGAGGAUUACCCGAAACGCCAGUCAAUCCUUUGUUAUGUACGAAAAGUACGAACAGAUGUAUGCAUGCUGCACAUGCCUAUACUGGUGUUCCUUGUGCAGCUUAUUUGCCCAAAAUGGACCAUCAUUCUAUACCCAAGAUAGGUUUCAAUUCAGUAGAAUGCAAACCAGGAACUGGAGGAUUCCUACCAACUAUUAACCCAAAGAAGGCUGUCACGUUGGAAUUAACGCACGGAAGUGAUAAGCAAAUCAUCUCUUUACCAACUAAUAAACUGGAUCAGAACAAGAGGUACUAUGUCACUUUUACGGUAAAGGGCCACGACGCGCCCUCUGACGCUGAUAAUGUGAAUAACAAUAACAAUGGGUCAGCUCAUAAGCAUUCUAAAAGUGAUUAGGGGUAAUAGAAUAAAUUGUUAUUUUAGGAAAUUUCUAAAUAAAUUGUGAGUGUUGAAAUGAUAAAAAUUCCAACCAGGAAACUCUUCCUUGGAUUCAAUAAAGGUGCCUUAAGCUUGUAAUUUUGCUAUCUAGUAGUCGAGUUAUUACAUUUAAUUAUUUGAAGGUUAUAUGAGCUAGUUUCCCAACUCAGGAAUCCCUGAGGCCAGUCUGAGCCCUAGAGCUGGUAGCUCCCUUAUUAGAAGCGGUGGCGAGAGGCCAAUCACCUAACUACCUUAAAUUACUUGAUUUUAGAAAUUUAUACAGAGAAUAUCCGGACGAACUCUUUGCAACGACCUUUGGCUUACGUAAACGGACAAGAAUCGGAUAUUGGAAUAUAAUAACCAUGAUUCAAUAUCACGCCUUGUACAAAUUUGUAAAGAAAUAAUAUAAACUUGACAUAUCUACUACGUCUCAGUGAGACAACUUGCCGAUAUACUCUGGUAAAAUGGAUGAAAGAAGACAUGAAAAUGGAGUAGAAUCAUAAUGUAAGCCAGUUUCCGAGCGUUAAUCACUGCAAAAAAUAGGAUAAAUUAAGAAAGGUGAAGCUGUUAUGCACCAACAGAAUAAGCAACUGAAUAAGAAAAAGAGGCUCUCUACGAAUACCUUGAAGCCACAUUGAAAAAAAUUACAAGAUUCGAUGUAAAAGUAGUUAUAAGAGCCUUCUACGCCAAGGUUGGCACUGACAACACCAACCUAGUUAGAAUUUGGGAAGCAGAAGAAAUGUCCGAGGAUUGGAAAGAAGGCAGAAUUAUACCAAUAUUUAAGAAAGGAGAAGUAACAAACUGUAACAACGAUAGAGGAAUAUCUCUACUCACUACUGAGUACAACGUAGAAAAUUCUUACAUCCCUCAUCAGACAAAAACUCACUCAAUUCACAGAAAAAAUUGGAGGCUACCAACAAGGAUUCAGAGAAGGCAGAUCCACUACAGAUAUGAUCCACAUAAUUACACAAACAAUCUAAAAAUGCUACGAACACAACACAAAUGCUACGAACACAACAUAUAACUCCAUAUCCUCUUCGUAGACUUCAGACAAGCAUUUGACUGUAUUGGAAGAAAUAAAUUAUUUAUUGAAAUGAAAAAUCAAGAUAUACCAGCAAAGUUAAUCGGAUUUAAAAAAUGACUAUGAAUGGAUCUCGAGUUAAAGUAACAACAGAGGAAGGUAGCAGAAAAUCAAUGGCAAUAGAAACAGGAGUGCGACAAGGCGAUUCCCUGUCAACCACAUUAUUCAACAUAGCAGUAGAAGGCCAACAAAAUGAAAGGAACUGUAGCCCACUCUUCUUCUUCUUGAUCGUGCCUAUCAGUGACGAAUGUUGGCGAUCAUCAUGGCAAUCUUCACUUUAUCUGCAGUAACGCGGAAACGCUGCCCACAUGUUGUGUUGAACCAAGUUCUGAGGUUCUUUAACCAGGAUGUUCUUCUCCUUCCUGGACCUCGCUUUACAAAUAUUUUUCCUUGCAGGAUGGCUUGUAGGAGGGCAUAUCUGGAUUAAUUUCGCAUAAUGUGUCCAAAGUAUUCUAACUUUCAAGAUUUGAUGGUGGUUAGUACCUAUCGGUUCUUCCCCAUUCUUCUAAGGACCUCCUCAUUUGUGACCCGAUCAGUCCAUGGAUUUAAGAAUUCUCCGAUAUAGCCACAUCUCAAAUGCUUAAAUAGACCACUCUUCAACACAAAUAGUUGCAUAUGCAGAUGAUAUAGUUCUGAUGGGAAGAGAUAAGGAAAGAUUAAAAGAAGCAGUAACAAUCCUGACAAAGGAAGCACGGAAAAGAGGUCUAGAAAUUAACGAAGGAAAAACAAAAUAUCUACUCUGCUCUAGAAGAGGAGAUAACAGGACGAGAGAAAUCAAAACAGAAAACUACACUUUUGAAAGAGUUCAACAAUUUAAAUAUUUGGGAGUAAUAGUGAAUGGAUAAAAUAAGAAAAGUGAAGAAGUAACGGAGCGAAUACUAGCAGGCAACAAAACAUAUUGGAAACUGGAGAUAUCAUAGGCUAAUGAAGGACAAGAACUUAUCCAGAAAUACAAAACUGAAAAUAUACAGAGUUGCAAUCGGACCAGUAGUUACGUACGCAGCUGAGACAAUGUGCCUCACGGAAAAAGAUGAAGAAAAACUGAGAAUAUUCGAAAGGAAAAUCCUCAGACGGAUUAUGGGCCCGAUAAGAAUGGACAACGGAGAAAUGAGAAGAAGAAUGAACCAUGGACUAAGAGACCUAAUGAAGGGAGAAGAUAUAGUUAGAUUUACUAAAGCGCAGAGACUGAGAUAACUGGGACACAUAGAGAGAAGGAAAAACGACCUACUGAUUAAGAAGAUCACCAGAUAGAAACCAGAAACUAAAAGACCAAGGGGAAGACCCAAAGAGAGAUGGGAGGACCAAGUCAUGAGAGAUAUCAAAAUUCUUGAAGUGAAAAACUGUAAGGAACUAUGCACAUUGCACAUAUCGAAAUUAGUGGAAGAUAGUCCAGAAAGCCACUGCGCAUCCGCUAGGAAAAAUAUUCCGAUUCGGA
This is a messenger RNA of Diabrotica virgifera virgifera (western corn rootworm), 6518 nucleotides long. Its product is annotated as ankyrin repeat domain-containing protein 12. Lineage: Eukaryota; Metazoa; Arthropoda; Insecta; Coleoptera; Chrysomelidae. Gene Ontology annotation, molecular function: protein binding. Gene Ontology annotation, cellular component: ciliary inversin compartment. Bases 16 to 3981 code for a protein of 1321 amino acids. Gene Ontology annotation, biological process: protein localization to ciliary inversin compartment. The transcript has 8 exons. The record is from RefSeq and is a predicted model, not a curated record.